Messenger RNA from Fomitiporia mediterranea MF3/22, 2097 nucleotides. RefSeq names its product chaperonin GroL. Gene Ontology annotation, biological process: protein import into mitochondrial intermembrane space; protein refolding; apoptotic mitochondrial changes. Lineage: Eukaryota; Fungi; Basidiomycota; Agaricomycetes; Hymenochaetales; Hymenochaetaceae. Bases 52 to 1827 code for a protein of 591 amino acids. Gene Ontology annotation, molecular function: ATP binding; ATP-dependent protein folding chaperone; protein-folding chaperone binding. Gene Ontology annotation, cellular component: mitochondrial inner membrane; mitochondrial matrix. The transcript has 4 exons. The record is from RefSeq and is a predicted model, not a curated record.
CCUCCUUCUCCCUCCUGCUCCUGCUGGUCCUUGUCCUUUCCUCUGUUCGUCAUGCAUCAUCUUGGUCGCUCUUCCUCUGCAGCUGUCCGCCGUGCGGCAAAGACCCCCAAGGCCGUCUUAGCUCGCGGUGCUCAUAAGGAAAUCAAGUUCUCCAACGACGGCAGAGCCUCUAUCCUUGCUGGCGUUGACGUCCUUGCCAAGGCGGUCAGUGUCACGCUGGGCCCAAAAGGUCGGAAUGUGAUUAUUGAGCAAUCCUUCGGUGGUCCAAAAAUCACCAAGGAUGGUGUCACUGUUGCCAAGUCCAUUUCGCUGAAGGACAAGUUCGAGAAUCUUGGUGCGCGUCUCGUACAAGACGUCGCGCAGAAGACGAACGAGACUGCUGGUGACGGAACGACAACCGCAACCGUCCUUGCUCGUGCGAUCUAUGCAGAAGGCGUGAAGAACGUCGCUGCUGGCUGCAAUCCGAUGGAUCUUCGUCGAGGUGCUCAGGCGGCUGUUGACCGCGUAGUUGACUUCCUGUCAAAGAACACGAAAGACAUUACGACGACAGAGGAAAUUGCACAAGUUGCAACUAUUUCUGCGAAUGGUGAUACGCAUAUUGGCAAUCUCAUCGCGACAGCCAUGGAGAAGGUUGGCAAAGAGGGAGUUAUCACAGUCAAGGAAGGGCGUACGAUUGAGGAUGAGAUUGAAAUUACGGAGGGAAUGCGUUUUGACCGGGGUUACAUUUCACCAUAUUUCAUCACGGAUGUCAAGAGCCAGAAGGUCGAGUUCGAGAAACCGCUUAUCUUGUUGUCCGAGAAGAAGAUCUCGGUGUUACAGGACAUCCUACCUUCGCUUGAAGCAGCUGCGCAGGCUCGUCGUCCGCUUCUCAUUAUUGCUGAAGACGUCGACGGGGAGGCACUAGCGGCAUGCAUACUGAACAAGCUCCGUGGUCAGCUCCAGGUGGCCGCAGUCAAGGCUCCUGGUUUUGGUGACAAUCGGAAGAGCAUUCUUGGUGACCUUGCAAUCCUCACUGGUGGUACCGUCUUUACCGACGAGCUUGACAUAAAGCUUGAUCGCGCAACACCAGAUUUACUUGGUUCGACUGGGUCUGUGACGGUCACGAAGGAGGACACCAUUUUCCUCAACGGUGAAGGUUCAAAAGAUGCUAUCCAGGCGCGCUGUGAACAGAUUCGCUCUGCACUGAACGACCCGACGACAAGCGAAUAUGAUAAGACUAAGCUCCAGGAGCGACUUGCGAAGCUCUCUGGUGGAGUCGCUGUAAUUAAAGUAGGUGGUUCGAGCGAAGUUGAGGUAGGGGAAAAGAAGGACCGUUACGAUGAUGCGCUCAAUGCUACUCGUGCGGCUGUUGAGGAAGGAAUUCUGCCGGGUGGGGGUGUUGCUCUGCUCAAGGCAUCACUUUCACUUCCGACCAGUGGAGACUCCAACGCAGCUUCGUCGUCCUCCGAGCCUAUCCCUACUGCAAACUUUGACCAAGAGCUCGGAGUCUCGAUUAUUCGUCGCGCUCUGAGCCAGCCUGCACGCACAAUCCUCACAAAUGCAGGCGAGGAGGCAUCUGUAAUUGUUGGAACCCUCGUUUCGCAGCACGGUGCACCAGAGCAAUUUGCGCAGGGCUAUGACGCGAGUAAAGGUCAAUACGUUGACAUGAUCAAGGCUGGUAUUGUCGAUCCACUCAAGGUUGUUCGAACGGCACUCGUCGACGCUGCUGGUGUUGCCAGCUUACUCACGACGAGUGAGGCAUGCAUUGUCGAGGCUGAAGAAAAGGACAAGCCUGUACCUGGUGGUAUGGGCGGCAUGGGCGGCAUGGGUGGUAUGGGUGGUUUCUGAGUAGAUUCAUCUGUUGACGUCUCUUGCAUUUAUUUUCUUUAUAUGGCUUUCAUGACGAGAAAAGUACCUUCUCAUGUAGACGAGCUGGCGUAUUUUUUGUUAGCUCGUCUUCUACGUGAUGUUUUAGUUUACAGCCCCUUUCUGUCCCCUAGCAUUAGUCACAUCCUUUCGCAUCUAUGUAGACCUCAUAAUGCACAUCAAUCCCCACUCCAUCAGUUCAGUAAAACAGGUUGCUUUGAGUAUUGAAUAGAUGACAACCUGAAGUAGUGC